ACCAACGACUGAAAUCAAGCCCAGCGGGGAGCAGUAAACUCUGCACAGAAAACUUGCACGCUCUCCACACACCCUGAACCAAGCCGAAAUCUUUUCAACGAUUCCAAGCCUAUCUUCAUCUUCUUCUUCUUCUUCCCAUAAUCAUUCGCUGUUUAUCACCCGACCAAACUGAGAACAAAUCAAUGGACAGACUCACUUUAGCCCUAGCAUCUCCUCCCAAGUUUGUGUUUCUCGGCUGCUCUUCUACUCCUACCUUCUCCACUGCCACCAGAACCAAUCAAUUAUGCGGAACCAGGCGCUUCGCUACGUCCUGGAUUAAAUCUCGUCCCAGAAUUUAUGCUUCUGCCGUUAAUCGUCGAUCCAACCAACGUAUUGUCGCAGUGGCUGAACGGUUUGCGAGUGUUUCUUCUUCGACAACCACCAAUGAAUCGUCUUCUGUUGGUGUUCCAUCAGUUUCGGUUCCUCCCCCUUCCUCUUAUGUAGGGUCGCCUCUCUUUUGGGUGGGUGUUGGUGUUGGGCUUUCAGCAUUAUUUACUUGGGUGGCUUCUUACUUGAAGAAAUAUGCUAUGCAACAAGCUUUCAAGACGAUGAUGUCUCAAAUGAAUUCUCAAAAUGGCCCAAUGAGUAAUCCUUCACCAUCCGGAUCACCUUUUCCAAUACCUCCAACAUUUGGGACUGGCAGAGCAGUUUCUCCAUCUGUUUCUGAACCUGCUCCAUCAAUUGAUGUACCAGCAACAAAAGUUGAAGACAAACCAGUUACUACUGCCAAAAUUGUGACAGAGGACAAGGAAGCAAAGAAUUUUGCUUUUGUAGACGUUGCUCCAGAAGAAAUGGAGCAAAAGAGUCCGUUCAAAGAAGAUACAGUGGACUCGAGUGUUCCAAAGAGUUCUCAGCCUACUGAGGAACUUCCACAGAAUGGAGCUGCUUCUAAGCCGGCUUUUGAUGGUUCAGAGGGAUCACAAUUCAGCCGGAAACCUGGCUCAGUCUUAUCAGUGGAAGCUGUGGAGAAAAUGAUGGAAGAUCCGACAGUGCAGAAGAUGAUAUAUCCCCAUUUGCCCGAGGAGAUGAGAAAUCCAGAAACAUUUAAGUGGAUGAUGCAAAAUCCACAGUAUCGUCAACAAUUAGAAGAAAUGCUUAACAAUAUGAGUGGAGGCCCUCAAUUGGACGACAGUCUCAUGGAUUCCUUGAAAAACUUCGAUCUAAACAGCCCUGAAGUUAAGCAGCAAUUUGAUCAAAUCGGGCUUACACCUGACCAAGUUAUUUCAAAGAUUAUGGCCAAUCCAGAAAUCGCUAUGGCAUUUCAAAAUCCAAGAGUUCAGGCAGCCAUCAUGGAAUGUUCACAAAACCCACUGAGUAUAACAAAGUAUCAAAAUGACAAAGAGGUCAUGGACGUUUUCAAUAAAAUAUCAGAACUAUUCCCUGGAGUUUCUGGGUCACCAUGAUAAUUGUAACUAUUUUGGUUGAUAAAGAGUACAUGACAAGAUAAGAAUCAAAUAUGGAAGAUUGAGCAUGCUUCCUUCCCGUCCAUUGUGAAAUAAGUUGGAGAAGAUGGUCAUCUCUUCGUAAUGAAGUUAGCUGAGUCGGUCUCGCCUGCUUCGAUUACAUGAGUUAUAUUGGAUUUUUCGGGUGAGCUAAUUCUUUUUUCCCUUUCAAAACCAAAGUUUCUUUUUCCGAGUAUUACCAUCUGGAGGUCAUGUAUUUAUUAGUGGCUUUGCAUUUAAUCAACUUCGUAGGAACCUCUUCUUUAUAUAGUGGUUAGAUUGAUUGUAAGGGACUUUUAAGCUCAUUGAUAUAUCAAGGUAGUCAAUGUAGUUUAUAAGUAAUUUUGGCGUAUUCUUAUUUCCCUUCAAUUGAAUCACAUUAUUGGAAGUAUUGCUG
Cucurbita moschata (crookneck pumpkin) is the source of this 1878-nucleotide messenger RNA. RefSeq names its product protein TIC 40, chloroplastic-like. The record is from RefSeq and is a predicted model, not a curated record. Gene Ontology annotation, biological process: protein import into chloroplast stroma; chloroplast organization. The transcript has 14 exons. Bases 183 to 1442 code for a protein of 419 amino acids. Gene Ontology annotation, cellular component: chloroplast thylakoid membrane; chloroplast inner membrane. NCBI's taxonomy places the organism in Eukaryota, Viridiplantae, Streptophyta, Magnoliopsida, Cucurbitales, Cucurbitaceae.